AUGCGUCGCCAAAGCAUCAAAAGCUCAACUCCUUCAGAAAUGUCAACAGAAGACAUUAUCUCUUCAUUAGAGGUCGAAUUCGAGUUUGCAGGAGAUGAUGUAAUUGCUGAUGAUGGACUUACUAAAUUUACAAAGUUUGAAUCAAAGUUAAAACGAACAGCAGAUUGGAAUGAUCGCCUACAAGCAGUAACAAGAAUUGCUGCUCUUUGCAAAGGAACAAAUAACGUUAAACAAUCCGCAGCCGAAUUCAGAACAAUUGUUACAUCAUUCGUUGAAUGUCUUACAGAUGCAAGAUCAACACUUAUGAAAGGUGCAUGCUUAGCAUUAGUUACAAUUGCGAAAUCAUUGAAAAAUCAUUUGGACACUUCAAGUUUCUUUAUAAUCCCACAACUUCUUGAUAAGACAAACAAUGGUGCUGCAGUUAUAGCAUAUUCAGCUCGUUUUGCUGUUGUUAAUUAUGUUAAAUACGUUUAUGGUAAAAAUACAAAGGCUACACUUGAAAAUGGCAUUACAAGUCCUAGUGAAGAAGCUCGCUUAACAACUCUUCAAGCUAUGAUUGCUACAAUCUCUUCUUGGCCAGAAUCUUAUUCCGGACGUUUCCAAUACUUUAUUAAUCAAGCAAGGACAGACAAAUCCUCAAAAAUACGUAGCCUCGCUUCUGAAUACGCAAAUGAAGAUAGCGUUUCAGUAUUUUCUACCAAAUCAACUGCAUCAAAAAUUCCAAUUCAUAAAUCAAAGAUAACUGAUUCGACAUCAUCUAAGAAGAGCGGUAUCCCUACAAAGACACCAGCAAGAGAUAAUGGUGUAACUCCUUCAAAGAUCCCAAGAUGUGCAUUUAAUGGAACAACUCCAUUAAGAGUUGAUAAUGGAAUGACGCCAUUGAAGCCAUUAUCUGUACUCAGCACAAAAUCAGUAAAACGCGCAAAGGAAGAUGAUGGAAAGACUCCAAUGAAGAGACAUUCCGAUGCAACAGAAGAUUUCAUUCCAGAUCCAGAGCCAUUUGAAGAUCACGAAGUUACUCCAGAACAGAAACAAACCCUUGAUGAUAUCAUUGCAAAAUCAGACAUAGAAUCAUUAAGAAAUUAUAUCAAACAAGAAUCUCCAGAUUUGUUUGGAUUCCUUCCACCAAUAAUUGAUAUCCUUAUUGCUGAAAUGCAGAAAUCAUCACAAAUUUCUGCUGAUUUCCUUACAGAUCUUUGCAAUUUCUGCGCAUCUUAUUUAAUUCCAUAUGUUAUUGAUAUCCUUACAAAUCUUCCUAGUGAUGAAGCAGCUGCGAAGUCGAUAAUAAACGUUUUGUCAACUGCUUAUGGCAAACAAGGCGUAAUCAGAUUACUUUAUUCAUCAGAACAGCCAUUUGUUAUGCCAAUAAUUCUUGAAAAUGCUCUUGAUAAUGAUGAUAUUGACGAUCAAGUAAGAGCAGUACUUGCAACCAUCAAAAGAGAUCAAUACAAAAAUAAUGUUGCUUUAGUUAUCGAUAUAUUGCAAAAAAUAUAUGAAGCAAACAAGAAAUUAUGCAUCAGAACAAUUCUCAAUAUCCCAGAUGACAUGAGAAAGUCUGUUUUAGUUGAUGUCGAAACAAAAUUACCAGAAUUAGAUGAAAUUUUCAAUGGAACAGAACAAGACACAAUAAUUAGCUUACUACAAAAGGAAAUGAUGAAUGCAAAGACAGGAAAACCUGUUGACAUCGAAGUUCUUCAAGAAGGAAUGUACGAUGAAAAGACUCAAACAAUUUUGAUAACAAUUAUCAAGGAAGCAAAAGAAUUCAAUCCAGAAUAUGUUCCAUUACUUGUCCUCUUAACUGAAGAGAGCGAAGAAGUUGCUUCUUAUGCUGGAAGUGUCUUGAAAGACAUUUGCGAACAAAAUCCUCAAAUUGUUAAUGAAAUUGCAGAUAUUUUCUCUCCAACUCAUGGAUGUUUUGUAGCUUUCACAGGAUUAAUUGGCAAGGCUGACAAGGAAAGUGUUAUUCAUGCAUUGGAAUUGUUGAAGGACCAAAUGAUUGCUUCAUUAGAAAUUGAAGAUUUGAGGAGAGAUGUUCUUGAUGUCAUUGCAGCAACAGUUGUUAAUUAUGGUAAUGAAUUCCAUAAUUUCUUGGGAGAAUUAGACCAAGAAAACAUUAUAACACUUGAUGCUUGUAUCAGAAUCAGAGAAAAUCCAAAUGAGGAUAUAUAG
Trichomonas vaginalis G3 is the source of this 2169-nucleotide messenger RNA. Its product is annotated as microtubule binding CLASP family. The transcript has a single exon. Gene Ontology annotation, molecular function: microtubule binding. Gene Ontology annotation, cellular component: cytoplasmic microtubule. Bases 1 to 2169 code for a protein of 722 amino acids. NCBI's taxonomy places the organism in Eukaryota, Parabasalia, Trichomonadida, Trichomonadidae. Gene Ontology annotation, biological process: microtubule cytoskeleton organization. The record is from RefSeq and is a predicted model, not a curated record.